Messenger RNA from Sebastes umbrosus (honeycomb rockfish), 3217 nucleotides. RefSeq names its product zinc finger, MYND-type containing 19 (gene zmynd19). The coding region runs from base 271 to 954 and encodes 227 amino acids. The record is from RefSeq and is a predicted model, not a curated record. The transcript has 6 exons. Lineage: Eukaryota; Metazoa; Chordata; Actinopteri; Perciformes; Sebastidae.
CGUUGCUUCUGAUUGGUCGGUUGAUCAGUGGCUCGUCUCGUCCCGCCCCCUCAGCAGCUCGCUCUGUUUCCUGCGCCAGCAGCAGCAGCAGCAGCGGUGUGUCACCCAGUGAGGCUGGGCUGCUGCCGGAGAGAUCCGGAGUCACGCCGAAACACCCAACACCCGAACUGGCAUCACUUCACCGGGGCUAGAGGGGCUGCCCCGGAGAGUUGUUCACCUAAAGGUUGGAUCUCUACGGCCUCUGUCUGCCACCACUGCACCGUCCUCCUGAUGUCGGACUUCAAGCUGGGCAUCGUGCGGCUCGGCCGUGUGGCCGGGAAGACAAAAUACACACUGAUUGAUGAGCAGGACAUACCGCUUGUGGAAAACUAUGCGUUUGAGGCGCGCAUGGAGGUAGAUGCGGAUGGCAAUGGAGCUAAGAUCUUUGCCUACGCUUUCGACAUUGGCAAAGGCCGCUGGGCAGGAAGGCCAUUGCAUGAGCUGCUCUGGGAGAAGCACAGAGGAGGCAUUGCCCCCAGUUUUCAAGUGAUCCACAUCAACUCUGUGACGGUGGACAACCGGCUAGACAACCUGCGACUGGUGCCAGUGGGCUGGAGCCCCAAACCGGAGGAGAUCUCCAGCAAACAGAGAGAGCAGUCUCUGUACUGGCUGGCCAUCCAGCAGGUACCGGCUGACCCUGUGGAGGAGCAGUAUCUGGAGCUGAGUCGCACACGCUACUACAACGCUAACGGGGAGCUGGUGGAGGAAGAGGAGUGCUCCUGCACAUACUAUGAGUGUCAUUAUCCUCCUUGUUCACUCAUCGAGAGGAGGCUCCGGGAGUUCAACAUCUGCGGUCGCUGCCAGGUGGCGCGCUACUGUGGCUCCCAGUGCCAACAGAGGGACUGGCCCGCCCACAAGAAGCAGUGUCGCGAGCGCAAGCGGGUGCUGGCCCUCGAGUCGGAGCCCGAACGAUGAUCGGUCCUCUGUCCUCGGAGAACGGGGGAGGGAGGGAUAGGGUUAGACUCGUGGGAGGGGAGCGGGGGAUGAAGUGCAAAAAAGGGGGGAAAUUGCAGACAAGAGACUAACGACAGAGGACAAUGUUGGUUGCUUGAUUGUUUGAUGGAUUCAGGGGGUAAGAAGAUGGAGGAGGGGGAAGGAGAAUAAAGCAAAAAGACAUCUGCCACUUCCCAGAACUGGUAAUUCUCCAUAGCUUGCUUGCUGGAUGACGGGGGAAAGGUAUUAUUUUUGUUUUUUCAUUAUUUUUCUCGAGGAGGGAGACCCUCGAGCUCUACCUGCUGCUAUGGUUUUGUAUGCGAGAGGGGAAAAAAGUCGUCUUGUUGAUGAACUGGACAAGCUUCUUUGGACCACAACACGGACAGUUGUCGUCAUCCACUUUUGUUCCUCCACCCGGCCGCUGGGUGUGGUGACGUCUGUGCAAACGGGGGACCCAGGGGCUGCAGUACCCGUCGUUCAGCUGGUACAAUGGGACAUGGACCUUUUCACUGUAUUGCUCCCUCUCUGACCUCUCUGGUGCACACGGCUGCUGUCUUCAUGGUCAUCGACACCUUAGCCGCCGCCGCCUCCCUGUCUGUCGUACUCCCCACGCAGCCAACCACGACACACAUCAGAUAGAUUUCACUGAUUGAAUCACACUACCAGUAUUGAGUGUGGGAGUGUGUAUGAGUGCGUAUGCUUGUGUGUGUAUGUUUGUGUGUAUGUGCUGCCAAUAUGUACUGAAGGACAUAGAAAUGGUCAACAUGGGUUAUGGGCAGGGUUGAUGUACGUCUUUUCUCUUCGUAAAAGGGCCACAGUUUUAAAAUUUCAUAUUUAAUCAUAAAUUGGUGGGUUAAAAAAUAUUUUCACUGUUCUAUAAUAAAAGUAGCUGCCAAAUAAUGGCUUUAAUUUUUUUCUAGAAGUUUGAGUUAUUUUAUUUUUCUAUCAAUUUGACAAGGUACAAAUUUUUAAUCACCUGAAAAAACUGGAUUUAUUACUUUUUUUUUCUUCUUUUUUUUAAAUCCGCAUUUUCAAAAUCCUCCAGUUGCUAUUUAAAAAGCUGUUCCGGGUGUUAUUAGUAUUUUGACAGGCCUUUGUCAGUAUCCCACAGAAACAAACUGCUUUCUUGUGAUCACAAAAUAAUUAUUUCAUGUUCUCAAGACACUUCAAUAUCUGCCUGAUGAUUAUCUGUACCAAAGUCUUCUCGGCACUCCUGUAUCAACUGGUUAAAAUCCCUCCAGUCCGUCAUAACAAACAACUGUCUCUUCAACUGUAUUUUUUGCACCUGCAGGGUUAUGGUAUGCGUGUGUCGGGGAGGGAGGGCGGGGGGGGUAGUGCUCUUGUGUGAGAGUUUGCUCUAAGGGUUAUUUUUUUGAAGAAAUUCUAUCAAUGGAGCUAUAUUUAUUUAAAACAUUUGAUUGUGAAACAUGUUUUUGUCCUGGUGAUAUUUGAAGGCAAAUGUUAUAAAAAAAAAAGUGGACAAUAUGGGACCUUUUUAUGUCACGUCUUUUUGGGCAGGGAGGGGGACUGAACAUUUCAACCCCGUUACUUGAUUUUUCUUUCUUUAAUCCUGAAUGAAUGAAUGAGUGAGUCCUCCUCGGUGUUGCCCUUCCAGAUUUUCCAUGAAAACACUGCACACCAUCAUUGUCACUAAAAAAAAUCUUCCACGUGAGAGACGUCUUGGAGUGUAAAACUUGAAUUCCCCCCCCACCCCUUUACACACCUUUUUGGUAAAUCUUAUUUUGGAGAGCGGUUUUAUGAACUGAACCAUUUCCUGCUUUUGUUUUCUAAGACACGGCAGUCCAAGUGAAAUUGUUCUGUGUCGACUUUAUCCUCAAUCGCCUGCCUUCCUUGUAUUACCUACAAUGCACACCUGCUUAAUGUGUCCUCUCGUGUCUUAGGUGAGGAGUCCAGACACAUAGUAAGCAUGUAAUUCACAGAUGUACAUGCGACUUGUUGAUUGUUUAUUUUGUAUGUGUGCGAACAGGUUUUCAACACUGCACUAAAAAUUUGGCUCCCAUGUUAGCGUUAUUUGUCAUAGAUGGGUUGAAGGGAGGGGGUGUGACUUGGAUUUGGAGUGUACAGAUUGUGUCUGAAAUCUUUUUUGUUUUGUAAGAAUAUAAACAUUAAUCACCUAGAAAUAAAGAGCUACAAUAUGUGAAUGGAAGUACAGUUGGGGGGGAUAACUGACCGUUGCUUUUCCAAUGUAAAAUGAUAAUAAAUAAAAUGAACCUCAUUUGUUGGA